UUGGUCGCCUCCUACACUCUUAUCAUCGUACUUAAUUUAGUAUCAUAUAUCUUUGAUUUCUUAACUUUAGAAUAUUUUAUACCCUAACUUCAGCUAUGGCAUCAUGGUGUUUCAACGACAAGACUGUCCUCGUCACCGGUGGUGCUCGAGGAAUAGGGCUUGCUAUAGUAGAAGAGCUAGCGAAAUAUGGGGCCCAUAUAUAUACUUGUGCUCUGGAACCAAAUGAACUGGACCAAUGUUUACAAGACUGGAAUAGUAAGGGGUACAAAGUAUCAGGACUGUCCUGUAACCUUGCUGUUCAAGACGAGCGCGAAAAUCUUAUGAAAAUCGUUGGUGACCACUUCAACGGAAAGCUUGAUAUCUUGGUAAACAAUGCAGGUGUUGCAUUAUAUACGGAAGCUAAGGAUUGUAGUCCAAAAGAUUGGUCUCUUGUUAUGAGCACCAAUCUUGAGGCUUCUUUCAACAUAUCUCAGUUGGCAUAUCCUUUGCUAAAAGCCUCUGGAAACGGAAGCGUAGUGUUUGUGUCCUCUGCUGCGGGGGUUAUUGCCACACCUGGUUCUACUAUCUAUGGAACAUCCAAAGCGGCAAUAAACCAUCUGACAAAGAACUUAGCAUGCGAGUGGGCAAAAGAUAAUAUUCGCGUCAAUGCAGUGGCACCAUGGAUCAUCUCAACCCCUCUUACUAAUUUAGUCCGCCAAGAUCCUGCAGCAAGAGAAUCACUGGAUGGUAUGAUCAAUAGGACGCCAUUGCGUCGUACCGGUGAAACUAUAGAGGUUUCUGGGCCAGUGGCGUUCCUAUGCUCCCCAAUGGCUGCAUAUAUUACUGGCCAUAUUCUAUGUGUAGAUGGAGGAGCUAGCAUCAAUGGUUGUCCUUAAUUAGUCACGUAUUCAAUUCACGUGUCCCAAUAUAUACUAAGUUAUGGAAUAUUAUUUUGCUUGAUAGUAAUUUUAAACAUUAUUGAAUUAAAAUUGAGUUGUAUUUGAAUUUGAUAUGUAAUUUCACACUAGCACACAAAUAUGUUACGACAAA
Ipomoea triloba (trilobed morning glory) is the source of this 1029-nucleotide messenger RNA. RefSeq names its product tropinone reductase homolog. The transcript is spliced from 5 exons. The coding region runs from base 96 to 875 and encodes 259 amino acids. The record is from RefSeq and is a predicted model, not a curated record. Gene Ontology annotation, molecular function: oxidoreductase activity. NCBI's taxonomy places the organism in Eukaryota, Viridiplantae, Streptophyta, Magnoliopsida, Solanales, Convolvulaceae.